AGGAAGGCUCCGCCAGCAGCAGCACAGCAGCAGCGCCGGCGCCGGCGGCGGCUCUUCGGGGUCGGCAGCAAAGCCAAGGCCAAGGCGGCCCCGGGGAGUCUGCGGUGAAGCAGGUUCCAGAUCGACGGACUGGUUGUGCUGAAGAUCAUCAAACAUUAUCAAGAAGAGGGCCAAGGCAACGAAGUGGUCCAAGGUGUACUGCUGGGGCUAGUAGUGGAUGACAGGCUUGAAAUCACCAACUGUUUCCCUUUCCCUCAGCAUACAGAGGAUGAUGCUGAUUUUGAUGAAGUUCAAUAUCAGAUGGAAAUGAUGCGAAGCCUCCGCCAUGUAAACAUCGAUCACCUUCACGUCGGCUGGUAUCAGUCUACCUACUAUGGCUCUUUUGUCACCCGGGCUCUCUUGGACUCCCAGUUCAGUUACCAGCAUGCGAUUGAGGAAUCUGUCGUUCUCAUUUACGAUCCUAUAAAAACUGCCCAGGGAUAUCUUUCCCUAAAAGCAUACAGGUUGACACCUAAAUUGAUGGAGGUUUGUAAAGAAAAGGAUUUCUCUCCAGAAGCGUUGAAAAAAGCAACCAUUACCUUUGAAAAUAUGUUUGAAGAAGUACCCAUCAUAAUCAAGAAUUCCUACCUUAUCAACGUUCUUCUUUGGGAGCUAGAAAAGAAGUCGGCAGUAGCAGCAAGACAUGAAUUGCUCAGUCUUGCAAGCAAUAAUCACCUUGGAAAGAGCCUUCAGCUAUUGAUGGAUAGAGUGGACGAGAUGAGCCAGGAUAUUGUAAAAUACAACACCUACCUAAGGAACACCAGCAAGCAGCAGCAGCAGAAACAUCAGUAUCAGCAAAGACGUCAGCAAGAAAACCUGCAGCGUCAAAGUCGAGGAGAACCUCCUCUCCCUGAAGAAGACUUGAACAAAUUGUUCAAACCACCACAGCCUCCUCCCAGAAUGGAAUCCCUGCUGAUUGCAGGUCAAAUCAACACUUACAGCCAGAACAUCAAGGAGUUCACUGCACAGAAUCUGGGAAAACUCUUCAUGGCUCAGGCACUUCAAGAGCACAACAACUAGCAAAAGGAGAUGCUCAGAAUCUCAAUUCAUUUUUACUUAAGAUGUUUUCCAUUGCUCCUUGCAAAAUGAACCGUGAAUGAGACUCAUGUGUUUUGAGUAGAGUUAUCCAUCUUCUAAAGGAAAAUAAAAAAGAGACCAAUUUAAAAACUU
Sceloporus undulatus (fence lizard) is the source of this 1209-nucleotide messenger RNA. It is a transcript of the gene EIF3H, whose product is annotated as eukaryotic translation initiation factor 3 subunit H. The transcript has 8 exons. Gene Ontology annotation, cellular component: cytosol; eukaryotic translation initiation factor 3 complex; eukaryotic 43S preinitiation complex. The record is from RefSeq and is a predicted model, not a curated record. NCBI's taxonomy places the organism in Eukaryota, Metazoa, Chordata, Lepidosauria, Squamata, Phrynosomatidae. Gene Ontology annotation, molecular function: protein binding; translation initiation factor activity; metallopeptidase activity. The coding region runs from base 301 to 1059 and encodes 252 amino acids.